Molecule: messenger RNA, 1515 nt
Organism: Arabis nemorensis
Lineage: Eukaryota; Viridiplantae; Streptophyta; Magnoliopsida; Brassicales; Brassicaceae
Source: the annotation of a GenBank genome assembly
AUGCUGCUUCCGAGAUGGUUUGCAGAAGCAAUCUUGCUCCUAAUUUCAAUUCUUGCGUCUACAAACGCUGCAUUCAUCGGUGUGAACAUCGGGACUGAUCUUACCAACAUGCCAUCGCCUUCAGACAUUGUAACGCUUCUCAAAUCACGACAAAUCACACACGUUCGUCUCUAUGAUGCUAAUAGCCAUAUGCUCAAAGCAUUUGCCAACACCAGUAUCGAAGUAAUGGUCGGUGUAACCAAUGAAGAAAUCCUCAAAAUCGGACGGUUUCCUUCAGCAGCAGCUUUAUGGGUUAACAAGAACGUAGCUGCUUAUAUUCCUUCGACUAACAUAACCGCCAUUGCUGUUGGUAGCGAAGUUCUCACCGCAACUCCUCACGUGGCUCCGAUUCUUGCCUCGGCUCUCAACAACAUUCACAAGGCUCUUGUGGCUUCCAAUCUCAACUUUCAGGUCAAAGUUUCGAGCCCGAUGUCUAUGGAUAUAAUGCCUAAACCGUUUCCUCCAUCUACAUCGACCUUUAGCCCGUCGUGGAACACUACAGUUUAUCAGCUUCUCCAGUUUUUGAAGAACACCGGUUCUUAUUUCAUGUUAAACGCGUAUCCUUACUACGGUUACACAACCGCAAACGGGAUUUUCCCGCUUGAUUACGCAUUGUUCAAGCAGCUGUCUUCGGUGAAGCAGAUUGUUGACCCCAACACGCUUUUACAUUACAACAGCAUGUUUGAUGCUAUGGUUGAUGCUGCUUAUUACUCCAUGGAAGCUUUGAAUUUCUCCAAGAUUCCGGUCGUUGUCACGGAAACAGGCUGGCCUUCAUUCGGUGGAAGCGAUGAAGCAGCUGCAACCGUAGAAAACGCAGAGACAUUCAACAACAAUUUGAUCAAACGCGUGUUCAACAACUCGGGUCCUCCUAGCCAACCAGACAUGCCGAUUAACACAUACAUCUACGAGCUCUACAACGAAGACAAGCGGUCUGGACCAGUCUCCGAAAGAAACUGGGGGAUUUUGUUUCCGAAUGGGACAUCGGUCUAUCCUCUAAGCUUAAGCGGGGGCUCUGAAUCUGCAGCUCUAAACGGUUCAUUGUUGUUCUGCGUAGCUAAAGCAGAUGCUGAUGAUGAUAAGUUGCAGGAUGGUUUGAAUUGGGCGUGUGGUCAAGGCCGAGCUAACUGCGCCGCGAUUCAACCUGGCCAACCGUGCUUUCUCCCUAACGAUAUCAAGAGCCACGCUUCUUUUGCUUACAAUGACUAUUACCAGAAGAUGAAAAGUGCAGGUGGAACUUGUGACUUCGAUGGUACAGCCAUCACUACGACUAGAGAUCCUAGCUAUAGAACAUGUGCAUAUACUGGAAGCGCAAACGCAAACGCAAACGCAACUGGAGGAAACUUUACUCCUGCGUUAGGACCUGUAAGUCCAUUGGGAGGGAACGCAAACGCACUAAUCAUCUCCAUCUACCAUCUUUCCUUCUUGGCACCAUUAGCUCUCACACUACUGUUACUUCAGCCAGACCGCCUUUUCUAG